AGUGUGUCAGCAUCUUGGUGGUGGGCCCAAUAUCCACAGAUAAAAUCACACACACAAAGAUUAUCCCUUAAAAAUCUGUUCAACUGCUAAUGACAAAAAUACCCUUCCCGCUGUUGCUGACAGUAAGUCGGUAAUAACAACCUUCUCCACCAUAUCUUCGUCUACUUCUUCAGCUUCAGCUUUCCUCGUGCAUGGCUUCUCUUCAUUUCACCACCACACCAAAUCCAGACUUAUCUCACUUCAAAUCCACAAAUCCCACAAAGUCUCUCAAAAUCACGCAGACCCAUGUCGGAAAGACCCUCGAGAACCCACCAAAUCAUCUCUCUUUGAGCAAAUCUUACUUUCACCGCGUGUUCUCUCUCUGCAAAGAUGGCCAAAUUCAAGAAGCUGUAGACUUAGUCACUGAGAUGGGGUCCAGAGAACUUCACAUUGGGCCAGAAUUCUACGGUGAGCUCCUUCAAGGAUGCGUGUACAAGCGAGCUCUGUUCACAGGUCAGCAAAUUCACGCUCGAAUUCUCAAGAUUGGGGAUUCAUUUGCAAGAAAUCAGUAUAUCGAGACCAAGCUUCUAAUCUUCUAUGCGAAAUGCGAUGCUUGGGAGGUUGCGAAUCUUUUGUUUCACAGACUAAGGAUGCAGAAUGUGUUUUCUUGGGCUGCUAUCAUUGGGCUCAAGUGUAGAACGGGUGUUAAUGAAGAAGCUUUAUUGGAUUUUUGUGAAAUGCAAGAAAAUGGUUUCUUGCCUGAUAAUUUUAUAGUGCCUAAUGCUUUGAAAGCUUGUGGUGCUUUGAGGUGGAUUGGAUUUGGGAAAGGGGUUCACGGGUAUGUCGUCAAAGUGGGCCUUAAUGACUGUGUCUAUGUGGCUAGUAGUUUGAUAGACAUGUACGGGAAAUGUGGGGCUUUGGAGGAUGCAAGGCAGGUGUUUGAUUAUAUGCGUGAGAGAAAUAUGAUUGCUUGGAACUCGAUGAUUGUGGGUUAUGUCCAAAAUGGAAUGAAUGAGGAAGCAAUUAAGGUUUUCUAUGAUAUGAGAGUGGAAGGAAUUGAGCUUACUCGGGUCACCUUGUCGAGCUUUUUAUCAGCCUCGGCCAAUUUGGAUGCAGUUGAAGAAGGCAAGCAAGGUCAUGCUAUGGCAGUCUUGAUUGGACUAGAGAUGGAUAAUAUUUUGGGUAGUUCUAUUAUAAACUUCUACACGAAGGUUGGUUUGAUGGAGGAUGCUGAGGCUGUUUUUAGUAGGAUACUUGAAAAAGAUGUGGUGACAUGGAAUCUACUUAUUUCUGGUUUUGUGCAACAUGGACAAGUGGAGAAAGCACUCAACACUUGUUGUCUGAUGAGAUCGGAAAAUUUGAGGUUUGACUGUGUCACAUUAGUUUCUAUUUUGGCUGCUGCUGCUGACACGGAAAAUAUAAAGUUGGGGAAAGAAGGGCACUGUUAUUGCAUUAGAAACAAUUUUGAAACAGAUGUGGUUGUGGCAAGCAGCCUCGUAAAUAUGUAUGCUAAAUGCAGAAGAAUUGACAAGGCAAGAAGCGUUUUUGACUCCACAACUCACAGGGAUAUAGUACUGUGGAAUACUCUUUUAGCAGCUUAUGCAGAGUUUGGUAUGAGUGGAGAGGCCUUGAAGUUUUUUUAUCAAAUGCAGUUAGAAAGUGUGCCACCCAAUGUGAUAUCAUGGAAUUCUGUGAUUCUGGGUCUUCUUAGAAAGUUUCAGUUCAGUGAGGCUAUGGAUAUGGUCUUACAGAUGCAAUCUCUUGGUGUUGACCCGAAUUUAAUUACUUGGACUACUCUUAUUAAUGGUCUGGCUCAGCAAGGUCUUCAUGACAAUGCGAUUCAGUUUUUCAGAAAGAUGCAAGACUCAGGGAUAAAACCCAAUGCCAUUAGCAUCAUCAGUGCACUCUCAGCUUGCACAGAUGUGGCAUCACUACACUAUGGAAAAUCAAUUCAUGGCUACAUCACAAGACAUAACCUUUGCUAUUCGACUCCAGUUUCAACUUCUCUGGUGGACAUGUAUGCCAAAUGUGGAAGUAUAGAUCAAGCAAAGGCGUUUUUUGAAACAAAAUUGAUUAAAGAACUGCCUCUUUACAAUGCAAUGAUCUCCGCUUAUGCCUUGCAUGGUCAAGCUGAAGAAGCUCUCACACUCUAUAAACAUCUACAUGAAGCUGGUGUUGAACCGGAUAGCAUAACAUUUACCAAUAUCUUAUCUGCCUGCAACCAUGCUGAAAUGGUAAAAGAAGGUUUGGAGCUUUUUGUUCAAAUGAUCUCGAAAUACAGUAUAAAGCCAACCAUUGAGCAUUACGGAUGUGUGGUUAAUCUUCUAUCUCGGCAUGGUAACUUGGAUGAAGCUUUGAGGUUUGUCCAUCAAAUGCCAUAUGAGCCAGAUGCACAUAUUAUAGGAUCAUUGAUUGCCGCAUGUAGAGAACAAAAUAAGGUCCAACUUGGGGAACACUUAUCAAAACAUCUGUUAAAACUAGGACCAGAUAAUUCCGGAAACUAUGUGGCACUAUCAAAUGCAUAUGCAGCUGCUGGAAAAUGGAGUGAGGUCUUAAAGGUGAGGGAUUUAAUGAAAGAAAGGGGCUUAAGGAAAAAUCCUGGUUGCAGCUGGAUUCAUAUAGAGGAAGAACUUCAUGUGUUUAUGGCUGGUGAUGGUUUGCAUCCCAAAACUGAAGAAAUUUACUCUACGUUAGCAUUGUUAAGAAGAGAAAUGUGCUUCAACACUGAAAUUCUCUUGUCAUGAAUGCAAGAUUUUGUCAGGAAGUAGUACAACUGAACUGUUACAAGUGGUUUCCAUUGUUGGAUAAACUGUCUGAGCAAAGAGAGAACUUGAGUGAGAAAAGAAGUCAAGCCAACUUCUACUCAGAGGAAGGAAACUUUAUCAUAUCCGCUUGGAAGCUGGAAUUGAGAAGUCAAGUAUAGGAAAAUGAUGAAUAUUGUAUGGCUGGAAGAAGAACAAGUGAAAGAAGGCAAACAGAACUGAACAAAAAGCAGAUUUGUGUAAAUAAGGACCAUGUGAAGUGGACUGCUAUAAGGUACAGCUCUCCCCAAAUUCCCAAUUGUUUUGCUGUAUAUAAUGCUUAAAGACACCAUAUGAAUUUUUCUGGACAUAGCUCCUUAGAAGCUUAGCCCAGUAUGCUGAUUGGGCCUGUGAUGAAUUUUUUAAUGGUAGAUCAACUGAAAAAAAAAUUUGGACAA
Carica papaya (papaya) is the source of this 3178-nucleotide messenger RNA. It is a transcript of the gene CRR21, whose product is annotated as Tetratricopeptide repeat (TPR)-like superfamily protein. The record is from RefSeq and is a predicted model, not a curated record. Gene Ontology annotation, molecular function: RNA binding; protein binding. Gene Ontology annotation, biological process: RNA modification. NCBI's taxonomy places the organism in Eukaryota, Viridiplantae, Streptophyta, Magnoliopsida, Brassicales, Caricaceae.